Molecule: messenger RNA, 1265 nt
Organism: Melospiza georgiana
Lineage: Eukaryota; Metazoa; Chordata; Aves; Passeriformes; Passerellidae
Product: zinc finger protein 418-like
Exons: 4
Coding region: 1-1200 (399 amino acids)
Source: RefSeq, a predicted model, not a curated record
AUGUUGGGAAUCGCCAAUGAUGAAGAAAGACCCACCCUGAGCCAGGAAGGUGGGCAGAGCUUCAGCCAGAGCUCAGAGCUGGUGGUCCAUGAGCAGCUUCAUGAUGGAGUGAAGCCCCACAAGUGCUUGGAGUGUGGGAAGAGCUUCAGGCAGAGCAGCACCCUGAUCCGUCACCAGAUGAUCCACACUGGGGAAUGGGCCUAUGAGUGUGGGGAAUGUGGGAAGGGCUUCAGCUGCAGCUCCCAGCUCAUCAACCAUCAACAAAUCCACACUGGUGAAAGGCUCUAUGAGUUUCCCGAGUAUCAGAAGAGGUUUCAGAGCAGCUCCCAUCUCCUCCGCCACCAGCGAAUUCACACAGAGGAGAGAGCCUUCCGCUGCCCUGAGUGCGGGAAGGGAUUCCAGAAAAAAUCCACCCUCAUCACCCACCGGCACAACCAUACUGGGGAGAGGCCCUGUGAGUGUCCCACCUGUGGGAAGAGGUUCCAGACCAGCCCAAAUCUCUGCCUGAAUGAGCGGAGUUACACUGGGGAGAGGCCCUUCCGCUGCCCCGACUGUGGGAAGGGCUUCAAGAAAAAAUCCACCUUUAUCAUCCACCGGCACAUCCAUACUGGGGAGAGGCCCUACGAGUGUGAGAAGUGUGGGAAGAAAUUUAGGUGGAGCUCCCACCUGAUCAGCCACCAGAUGAUCCACACUGGGGAAUGGCCCUACGAGUGUGGGGAGUGUGGGAAGGGCUUCAGCUACAGAUCCAACCUUGUGACCCACCAACGUCUCCAUACUGGAGAGAGGCCCUACGAGUGUCCCCAGUGUCAGAAGAGGUUUCAGAGCAGCUCAAAUCUCCUCCAGCACCACCGGAUUCACACCGAGGAGAGGCCCUUCCUCUGCCCUGAGUGCGGGAAGGGCUUCAAGCACAACUCCAACCUCAUCAAGCACCGGCGCAUCCAUACUGGGGAGAGGCCCUACCAGUGCGCCACAUGUGGGAAGAGGUUUCAGACAAGCUCCCAUCUCCUCCUGCAUGACCGGAUUCACACGGAUGAGAGGCCCUUCCACUGCCCCGACUGUGGGAAGGGUUUCAAGCACAACUCCACCCUCAUCACCCACCGACGCAUCCACACAGGGGAGAGGCCCUACGAGUGUCCCCAGUGUGAGAAAAGCUUCACCAGUAGCUCUCACUUGACCAGACACCAACGGAGCCACCAGUAAGGGAAGCCCUGCAAAUGCCAAAAAUGCAGGAACAGCUUCAUGCACCACUCCAGCUUCAUCCCCCA